UCUUCUGUUCGUUGAACUUAACUCUAGAUUUUUCUCGAAGGAACAUUAACUGUAGUGACAGUGCCCGCUGCUAGCAGAGCCGCCGGUCCUGAUCACCGGCGCACUCAAAGGGAAUAUAUCAAAAACACAAUUUCAGAUUUCAGCUUCCGGAACGAAAUCGAAAUGGUGGAAUUCUCGAAAGUGAAUCUUAAAGACAUCGAGGAAGAUGAUGAAGGAGAAGAGGAGGGGGAAGAAGUCGAAUCAGCGCCGCCACUGAAAGUGGGCGAAGAGAGAGAAAUAGGCUCAAAUGGGCUCAAGAAAAAGCUCAUGAAACGGGGCCUUAAUUGGGAGACCCCUCAAUUCGGUGAUGAGGUUACCGUUCACUAUGUGGGAAGUUUGUCAGAUGGGAGUAUAUUUAUUUCAACAAGGGCUAGCAAUGAGCCCUUCACUUUGAAGCUUGGACGUGGGGAUAUAGUUAUCGGGUUGGAUCAUGGAAUUGUUACAAUGAGAAGAGGGGAAGUGGCGCUAUUCACCCUGCCUCCAGAACUAGCAUAUGGAGCAUCAGGAAGGGCUGGCAUACCUCCAAAUGCUGUUGUUCAGCUUGAAGUAGAACUCUUAUCAUGGAUUACCGUGGUGGACGUCUGUAAGGACGGUGGAAUUAUCAAGAAAAUCCUUGAGAAUGGGGAACAGAUUGGGCCUCCUGGUGAUCUAGAUGAAGUUCGUGUUAAUUAUAAGGCGAUGCUGGUUGAUGGCACCAUUGUAGCAGACACACGUGACGAGGGCGUGGAGUUUUAUAUUAAAGAUGGCCACUUUUGUCCAGCAUUAGUGAAAGCAAUUAAGACCAUGAAGAAGGGAGAGCGGGUCAAUUUGGUUGUUCAACCACAGUAUGGCUUUGGGGAGGUGGGUAAGAAGUCAAAUGAGCUUCCUUCAAUCCCCCCUAAAUCUACUCUGAGCAUUUCUGCGGAGCUUCUUUCAUUUAAGAGAGUAAUAGAUAUUACUGGUGAUUUGAAAGUAAAAAAGAAGGUUUUAAGGGAAGGUGAAGGUACUGUCACAGCGAAUGAAGGUGCUGCUGUUACUGAUAGGAACUAUCUCUGGAUUACCAAGUGCAGAUGUAAUUCUGGAUCUGUGAGUCUUCUAGUUAGGUACAAAGCAAUGUUAGAGGAUGGUACUGUAUUUGAGAGAAAGGGUAUUGAUGGCGAGCAGCCACUGGAGUUCAUCACAGAUGAAGAGCAAACAAUUGUCGGACUAGAUCGAGCAGUAAGCACAAUGAAGAAAAAUGAAUAUGCAUUAGUAACUAUUUCCCCUGAAUAUGGAUUUGGAAGCACUGAAGUAAAGCAGGAUCUUGCUGUGGUUCCACCAUCAUCAACUAUUCUAUAUGAAGUUGAAAUGUUAGAUUUCGUCAGGGAAAAAGCACCUUGGGAAAUGAGCAAUGCAGAGAGGAUUGAGGCAGCUGCUUGGAAGAAAGAAGAAGGUAAUCAACUCUUUAAAAAUGGGAAAUACCAAAGAGCUGCAAAGAAAUAUGACAAGGUACUUCAGGCAGCUGAUUAUGUGGGCGAAGAUGGAUAUUUGACGGGCGAUGAUGAGAAAGUGGUUAAAUCAUUGAGGGUCUCAUGCUGGUUGAAUGGUGCAGCUUGUUCUCUGAAACUAAAUAAUUUCGGGGAAGCAAUCAAUCUCUGUUCAAAGAUCCUCGACGUAGAGUCUUGCAAUGUGAAAGCACUGUACAGGAGAGCUCAAGCUUAUAUGGGGAUUUCAGAGUUGCACUCAGCUGAAAUGGACAUAAAAAGGGCCUCAGAAGCAGAUCCUCAUAACAGGGAGAUCAAGUUAAUACAGAAGAGUUUGAAACAACUCCAAGCGGAGAGCAAUAGAAGAGAUGCAAAGCUCUAUAAAGCAAUGUUUCCAAGUACGAGCAAAGAUGCUUCUACUGCAGCAAAGAGGCUGAAAACGGGAGAGGAUGAUACGAGGGAUGAGUAUGUUUCAGCUAUGGAAGCCGGAAAUGCAUCAGUAGAUCAAGCUGCUUCUGAUACAACAGCUAAAACAUGAUUCUUGUCGAACUGUUGAUUGUUACAAGAAAUUUCUUUGUUGUUAACAUUAAAGCUGUAUGUGAUGUAGUUACUGUAUUACAAUCACAAGUUUAGCUCUAUAGGUAUAUGUUUUAGGAAACACAUGCAUAGUCCUUAGAUGUUAUAGUUAAGCCUAUAUUUAGACAUAAGACUUUGAAUUUAAAGGAAGCAUUUAAAAAA
Molecule: messenger RNA, 2219 nt
Organism: Sesamum indicum (sesame)
Lineage: Eukaryota; Viridiplantae; Streptophyta; Magnoliopsida; Lamiales; Pedaliaceae
Product: 70 kDa peptidyl-prolyl isomerase
Molecular function (GO): protein binding; peptidyl-prolyl cis-trans isomerase activity
Source: RefSeq, a predicted model, not a curated record